Coturnix japonica (Japanese quail) is the source of this 1469-nucleotide messenger RNA. RefSeq names its product beta-microseminoprotein-like. The record is from RefSeq and is a predicted model, not a curated record. NCBI's taxonomy places the organism in Eukaryota, Metazoa, Chordata, Aves, Galliformes, Phasianidae.
CAGCCUACCAAGCUGAAAGCCAGCUAAGGAUCUCCUUACAAAUUAUGGUCACACAGUGACGCACAUUGCAGUAAUGCUGCUGGCUUUCUGAAAUGGACAUCCUGAGCUAGCUCUCAACUCUGGAGUGUAGGAGUAGUCACCCCAGCUUGGAGUUCAGCCUCAACUCUCAAAUCCAUGAAACAAGACCAAAUAAUUAAGCAGCCAGACUGGUGAAAUUAUUGCAAAUUGUGUAGUCAUGGUAACAAGAAGUCUUGCCCUUGCUACCAAGGAUACACAGUUCUCAAUAUCUGAACCAAAUAGAUCACAGCUAAGCAAAAGUAAUUUGUGCUUGACUCCUUUAAUAUCAAAUUACUAUCCUAAGCAUUUGGAAAGAGAGCUUGUCCGGACACUUGGCACCUGCGUCCUGUGGAUGGAUGGAAAACCAAUUAGUGAAGAAAAUAGCUAUCUACUACCCUUUUCUAAGGGCCUUAAACUCUCCAAAGGCCAGCAGCUCACCACAGACACCUGGCUUUUCACAUUACCCUUCCAACCACCACUUUUUCCACGAGAGCCUUACUUUUUCUUCAGCUAAUGAACAAGAAAGUGGAAAGAUUGCUCAAAGUUUGUCUCUUAAAAUCUAGGUGUUUCAAACUAAGCACACAGAUUUUAGUAUGAGCAACAACCACAACCAUACAGUCAUUAAUGGGAUUCUCAUCAUGCCCAGUAUUCCUUCUGGGCUUGAAAUUCAUUCUGAACUACCUUCCAUAACUUCCUUCUAGAUAAUGAGUUGAACAAAGCCACACCUAUUUCUCCAGAACCAAAAACUUUCCUCAUUCUGAUAACAUCUAAAGCAUGAGGUCACAUUGCGGAAACCUCAUUGGACUUAUUCUUGUAUGUUCAGUUUACUCAAAGACUGAUAUCAGAAGCUUCCUCUCUAUAUAAGAUCUUGGAUAAGAUCAACUUUCUACAGGCUGUCUCACUACUGGAAGCCUCAUAAUUCUGCAAGAAUGAAAACCUUCUUGGCCUGCCUUCUUGUUCUUUCUGUUAGUGUGACAUUGUCCAAUGCAUCCUGCUACUUUCAGCCAAUAAAGCCAGUGAAGCGUGGUGAUGAGAUUAUAGGCAGCUAUGACAUGAAGGGAGUGCCACAUGAAUUCAAUACACAUUGGAAGACUGAAGACUGCUUAGACUGCUCCUGUUAUAAGUCUGGGAUCAGCUGCUGCACCAGCUAUGCAAUACCAGUUAACUUUGAUGAAGAGAAAUGCGUACGCAUAUUCGACAAUACUGCCUGCGCUUAUAAAGUGGUGGAGAAAGCCGAUCACUCAAAAAAAUGUGAAGUAUAUGCGUCGGUGCUGUAACAAAGGAGAGCCAUCGAUCAGGGGGAAAUAUCUGCUUUUCAUUUCAAGGGUUCUCUCUCACAAAUUUAAAAAAGCUGAAGAACACAACCAUAGAGUAAAGUCAACUCAGAAGCUUCCCAGAAGUGAGAAAAAAAA